Messenger RNA from Fraxinus pennsylvanica, 1881 nucleotides. Lineage: Eukaryota; Viridiplantae; Streptophyta; Magnoliopsida; Lamiales; Oleaceae. The record is from the annotation of a GenBank genome assembly.
AUGGCGAAAAGUCCAUUCUUAAUUGGGAUUCUAGUAUUGUGUUGCUGGACAGCUAUAGCAAAUGCAGAAGAUAUGAUCUAUAAAGAUCCUAAAAUGCCAAUAAAUCACAGAAUCAAGGACCUGAUGAACAGGAUGACCUUAGAAGAAAAGAUAGGCCAAAUGACACAAAUUGAUCGCUCUGUGGCAUCAGCGAUGGUCAUGAAAAAGUACUAUAUAGGGAGUGUAUUGAGUGGGGGAGGUAGUGUUCCGGCUCCACAGGCAUCGGCUGAGACCUGGGUGGACAUGGUGAAUGAUUUCCAAAAGGGUUCAUUAUCGACCCGUCUUGGGAUACCGAUGAUAUAUGGGAUUGAUGCAGUUCAUGGCCACAACAAUGUCUAUAAUGCUACAAUCUUCCCCCACAAUAUUGGUCUUGGAGCAACAAGGGAUCCUAUACUGGUCAAGAAGAUUGGAGCUGCAACUGCUCUUGAAGUCAGAGCCACAGGCAUUUCUUAUGCUUUUGCACCUUGCAUUGCGGUCUGUAGAGAUCCAAGAUGGGGCCGUUGUUAUGAAAGCUAUAGUGAAGAUCCAGCUAUAGUUCGGGCAAUGACUGAAUUGGUACCCGGAUUACAAGGAGAUUUGCCAGCUAAUUCUCGGAAAGGUGUUCCAUACGUUGGUGGAAAAGAAAAGGUUGCGGCUUGUGCAAAGCACUUUGUGGGUGAUGGUGGAACGACCGAAGGCAUCAAUGAGAACAAUACAGUUAUAAACAGGCAUGGACUGCUUAGUAUCCACAUGCCAGGUUAUUAUAAUACAAUCAUUAAGGGCGUGUCAACAGUCAUGGUCUCCUACUCAAGCUGGAACGGAGUAAAGAUGCAUGCUAAUCAUGAACUUGUCACCGGAUUUCUUAAGAAUACACUACGUUUCAGAGGUUUUGUUAUUUCUGACUGGGAAGGUCUUGACCGAAUUACUUCUCCACCUCAUGCAAACUACACAUAUUCGAUUCUAGCAGGAGUUAAUGCAGGCAUUGACAUGCUCAUGAUUCCAUACAAUUACACAGAAUUUAUUGAUGGUCUAACCUUCUUGGUGAAAAAUAACUUCAUACCAAUGAGCCGAAUUGACGAUGCAGUGAAGAGGAUUUUAAGGGUGAAAUUCAUCAUGGGACUAUUUGAAAACCCUUUGGCUGAUUAUAGCAUGGCCAAGUACCUAGGAAGUCAGGAGCAUAGAGAACUAGCAAGGGAAGCAGUAAGAAAAUCUCUUGUGCUGCUUAAAAAUGGUAAAUCCUCGGACAAGGAGUUAAUACCACUUUCAAAGAAGGCACCAAAAAUACUAGUUGCAGGAACCCACGCAGACAAUAUUGGUAAUCAGUGUGGCGGGUGGACAAUUCAAUGGCAGGGACAAACCGGCAACAUUACAGUUGGUACCACAAUUCUUACAGCCAUAAAGAAUACUGUUGACCCUAAAACGGAAGUUGUGUUCAGUGAGAAUCCAGAUUCUGGCUAUGUAAAGUCGAACAACUUCGCUUACGCCAUUGUAGUGGUGGGGGAACCACCAUAUUCAGAAACAAAUGGCGAUAGCUUAAACUUGACGCUUCCUGACCCAGGACCGAGUAUCAUAACAAAUGUUUGUGGUUCUGUGAAAUGUGUUGUUGUUCUUAUCACUGGCCGUCCAGUAGUGAUUCAACCAUAUCUUGAUCAAAUUGAUGCCCUUGUAGCUGCUUGGCUCCCGGGAACUGAAGGCCAAGGUGUUGCUGAUGUUUUGUUUGGCGACUAUGGCUUUACAGGCAAGCUUUCACGUACGUGGUUCAAGACUGUUGAUCAGCUUCCAAUGAACGUUGGAGAUCGGCAUUAUGAUCCAUUGUUCCCAUUUGGAUAUGGAUUAACCACAGAACCCUCAAAGGCCUAUUAA